GGAAGUAGCAGACCGGUAAUUAGUUCGCGACAGUCGCAUCGAGGCAGAAUGACGCAUGUCACUAAGGACUAGCACUAACAUACGACUCACCGCCGCAACGCGCGAAAAAAAAAUAAAAAACUGAAUCGACAAAAAAAAACAUUGAACCUACUCACCAAAUUUUAUAAGAAUCGGUUAAGAAUUGCGACUUGUAGAGGAGAACAAUCGGUCAUACGAUAGUAUUUUUGCCCAAGCUGAAACGUAGACCUUUGCUAACGCUCGGUCAGUUAUUAAGCCAAGACAUAGCAAGACAAGAGUAAGCAUAUUGUCGACAUCUGUAUUUUAAGAUUUACUAUAAUUUACUUCUUUGUUAGCUUAAUAACGACCCUAAUGGUGACAUUAUUUCUGUAACUGUAACUAUUUAUUUUCUACCUUAAUGACGACCCGUUCUUGGUGAAUUUAUUUAUACAAUUGAAAUUUAAAAACUUUAGUCAUUAUAAAUGAAUUAUUAAUUGUCACAUGUUUUUCUUAUGUAUAUAAAGUAAGACAAACCGACAAUCACAAUAUAAAUUCCUAAGAAUUUACCACGCGUAGUUUUAAGUGAAAUUGUAUAUUGUGAGAUAAAUAAAUCAUAUCAUAUCAUAUCAUGGAGUAUCGGACCAGAAAUCAGCUUCCAAGCAUUUUCAGAAGCGUUAAGGGUAGCGUUCGUAAGCGACAUCGGUUGUAUGCUCCCAUACCGACGUCUCUUCGGUAGUUAUGCAGGCGACAGAACUAUCUCAAGAUGGAUCUCAAGAUAAACUCAAGCUAUUGUUGUUGACAAGCGUGGAAGCUAUCUUAGGAUUGUCUGAAUAAUUUUUAAGUGACGGAACUGUUUCAUAAUUUAGAUAAACAGCCGCGGCUAUAAAAUGGCCCUAAAACUCAAGUACACCGACGAGCACGGCAUCCUACACAUCAACAUGAGCCCCUCCUCGACCCCCAAACCAGAAUCCGGGUCCGACCUCACCGACCCCAAGUUCGACACCAUCAACUCCCGCUUCCAACAGUACGAUCUCUUCGGAGGCAAAUACGAAGUGGAAGGGGAACCACAGUCAUUAUUCCGAAGCCGCUACAACAGUAUUGAGGAGGAACUAGCUAAUACGCCUUACGCGUUCAGCGGCGAGCGGUCGCUAGAUAUAACUAUUAAACAAUCUUUAAACGCGUCUCCGUCUAAAGAUAUAGAAGACGAUAGAUUCUUUAGAAACUUAGACGAUGAUAGCCUAUUCGGACCACAAAUAGACAAGGCUAGCUCUGAUGAAUCGCCAGCAUUUACAGUGACUCAAUUAAUACAUGCACAGGACAGAUAUUUUGAUUUGUCGUCUAGACAAUCGAGUAGUGUGUUAGAUAGUCCGCGGAGUGGUAAAGUGGUGGUUGAGGUGAGAAGUGCGCCGGGGUCGGCCAAGAGGGAUGAGGCCUUCAAAGUGCUACCCGGGGAGGCUGUGAAGGCUGCACCCGCGAAUCCCGUGGUGCCAACAGCGAAGCGGAAAAAGGAGUCAUCUUUCGCGAUAAUAGCGGAGACGCCUGACGCGUCCCGCCCCUCCAGCCCACGCUCUCUUCCCGUUGAGACUAGAACAGGCCGAGUGUCACCUUUUAAAGGCCGAGGCUUCAGAGAAGAGACCUCCCGCCACAACACCCCACGGACCUCCGCGGCCAACUCUCGCGUCAACUCUCGCGCAAACUCUCGCGCUAACUCUCGCGCCAGCUCUCCAACGCGCAGGCGCACCAACUCCCUCUCCAAGGCGGACAAGAUGGCCGCCGCCACCCUCGCCCCUCUCGCUCUCAGCAGGCCGCACUCCCCCCGCAACUUCCUCAAAGAAAACAUAGAAGAAGUCAGAGAAUUAAGUGAGCUGAACAGAGAAAAGCAUGAAGCCGAAGCAGAACAGAAAAGAAUAGAAGAAGAAGCAGCCCUAUUGAAAGAAAUGGGAGUUCUGGAUAAAAAUGCAAGUGCUGAAGUUAUAAGAAGCGUUGUUGGCUCUAGAACUACUUCAAGAUGCAGUUCGCCUAAUAAAAUCAAUUUGAAGAGCAGAUCUAGCUCUCCAGUUGCUAUUCUUCAUUAUGAGAACAUACCUGCUGAAAGUAAAGAGUUUGUUAAUGGGACUGAUGAGCAUGCUAAACCUGUGACACAUAUGUCGAGACGGGCAGUGUCGAGAUCGCAGCCGCAGUCCAACAAUGGAUCACCCCAGCAUUCUAAAAUCCCUAAGAGACAAAGCUCAGUAUCACCUAAAAGAACAGUGACUGUACGCGAUUUUUCAAACUCAAGAAAACCUGUUGAAAGUAAUUUAAACAGGAGUCAGAGGUAUAUGUCAAAUAGUACAAGUAGCAUACAUGAGACGAUAAGGAUUGGAGGAGGAGCUCAUGAUAAAAGGAAUAUGAGUAAGAGCACUCAGCAUUUAAAUGUAGCUCCAACUGUCAAAGGAAAACCACCGAUUUCCCCCGGAAGGGGUGGACCUCCUCCAUCUAACAGACUCAUCAAUGCUAAACGAUUAUCGCCCAUUGUUGGGACUCCAAACAAAAGCCCCACGGAAGACCUGAAGCCAAGCUCUGCCAAAACGCCAAAACCUUCCCCGUUAGCCAAGAAACCAAUCAAAACUGCCGGUAAUACUCCUGCUACGUCUAGAUUGAAUUCUAGACAGCCUAGCAGAACUGUAAGCAGAGACCCUAGCCCGGAGAAAAGACGGCCACUCACUAAAGUAUCUAUUUCCUCUAGACCUCCAUCUAAACCUGCUCAGACGAAACCCGUGAAUAGGACAUCGAGCACUCGAUUGACUCAGAAACCUAAUGUAACUAAACCUGAAGUGAAAAAACCUAUAAAUAGAACAAACAGUAUGAAAAGUUUAGUCAGAACACCUAGUACAAAAACACUAAAUGAAAAACCACCCCUAAUUAAAAGGGAGAGUAAAAGAGAUAUCAAACCUAAAGCUCAAUCAACUCCUAAAUUAAAUGAAGUCGGUAUAAAGAAAGACUCUGUGAAAGAAGAAACACUUAGAAGUGCAAAAAAAGAACCUACUAAAGUUGAAAAAGCUAAAUCUGCUAGUAAAGAUAAAGUAAAAGACAAGGUUGAAGAAACAAAAGUUGAACCAACCGUUGCAAAUACUUCGACGGAAAAAGAUGACAUCAAGUGUCAAGAUAAUGAAACGCAAUAUGACAAGAUUGUAAAUGAAAAUGGUGAAAUAGUUCUUUUAACGAAAAAGAGCGUUAUUUCAAUGACAACUGCUGCUAUAACUGCUCAGCCAUUAGAUGUUGUUACUAAAGUCACAAACCAACUACCUGCCGCUUUUGAAAAAGCGAGAGAAAAAGGUAUUUUUGAAAGGCACAGUUCUAAGGACUCAUUAGCCCCUAAAGAUGAAGAGAAAGAAAGAGAGAAAGAGAAAGAUAUCGCAGAGGAACCCAAAAUCACUGAAGAUAAGCCUGAAGAAAAGAAGGCGACAAAAACAACUAAACCUGAGAAGAGUUCAAAUUUCAUGGAUGAUAAUAUCAAAUUAAAACCUUUACUGCCACCUUACACUAACCCCCAAGUAGAACGAGUGAGACAAAAGAUAGAUGAUAUCCUUAAGACACCCGAAGUUUCCACUGAAAAUAUAUUAGCAGCUGCUACAAUAGCUGAAAAAGAAACUAAAAGCAAGGCUAAGAACCUAGCAGAUAAAACUAAAGACGAGAUAAAAGAAGCUAAGAACGAAAUUGCAACUAAAGCAGCAAAUGCUAAAGACGAAAUCGUAAAAGAAAGUGACAAAGCAGUUACAGAGAUUCGCUCUGAAGCGACUAAGAUUGUAGACAGUAUUAUAACACCAGUCGAAGAGCCUAAAGCAGCAGAAAAAGUUGAAGAAGCCAAAAAGACUAUAGAACCUAUAGUUAUGGUUGUUAACGAGAAAAAACAGAGUACGAAUGAGGUAGUUGAAACUAUGAGCGAGACGCUGGUUAAAGGGGAGCCGGAAGUGGAAGUGCAGAGUUCUAAUUUGUCUUCUCCGGGGGUAAACAAGAUGGCGGUGCAGAGCAAGAUGGCCGACGGAAACGAUUCUGACAAGUCGACACACAGCAAUGGAGGUUACCCCGGCCAAUCCACGCUGCAAAGAUUUCCCCAAAGCACCAGCACCACACCAAAACCCCCCGCGCGAGCACACCGCCAAUCAAAAGAAGAAGACAAACCCAAAGAUGAAGACCCGAAGAAACCAAAUAUCUGCUCCCGUCUCAUCGGGAAGUGCAGACAGUGCUGCCCUUGCUGCGGCAAGCCGGAGAUCGAUGAUGAUGAAGUUAAGAAUGUGGAGGAGGGCAAAGGGGUUAUGAGUAAGCUGAACUGCUGUAAGAGGAAGAAGGAGGAAGAGCAGAGGAUCAGGGAUGUAGAGAGAGCGGCGGGGAAAGCGGCAAUAGAAUUCGAAAACGAAACAAAACGAAAACGCAAACUACGCGACGUAAUCUGCUGCUGCGGUCGUAGACGCGUCAGUGACAGCAGCAUUUCCGGAAUCCCUUACAGCGUCAGUGAGGAUGCAGCGCAAGCUGGGUGCUGCGGGAAAAGAAAACCAGUGGUAGAGCGGCGAGACAGUAUACUCAGCGACAGACAGCCUGCCACUUGCUGCAACAACCGGCUCUGCACGUGGCUGCGCGGGAUGUGUCGGCGCCGCUCUGAGCACUCAUCUAGCCGCAGGACCAGCCUCUUCUCCAAGAACAAGAGCUUGUCCCCCACUUUGCCACCUGAGGACACACGGAAAAAACUUGAUCCUUCACUGGUGGAACACUCAAGCAUGAUGCGCGCUGCGAUUCCAGCGCUACCCAUCGUUUUGGCCUACUGGUGUCUUUUCUGCAACGUAGUUGUGCCUGGAUUGGGGACGGUGUUUAGCGGAAUGUUCUGUCUAUGCUUCGGCAUCCCCAGGUUCGGGGUUCACGACGGCGCCAAACACAGGAUAGGUUCGUUCGUGAUCAACUUGCUGGUGGGUUGCGGGCAGCUUUUCACGGUGCUCUUCUGUCUGGUGGGAUGGGGCUGGUCCAUUUGGUGGGGAGUCAUCAUGCUCAGAGUAUCCCGUAAAUACCGGAAGCUGAAAGCAGAGGCGGCGGAGGAAGAGGCCGAGGCCCCGCCGGUCACUUCCAACAACCACACGGCGCGGGCUUAAAGGACGCAGCUGGACAGCAUUUAAGAAGAAAUGUUAAAUACGCAAUUAUGUACGCCCUUACUCCUUCUUGUCUAAUGGUUCUUAACCGGUGGUCUGCGAUCCACUGGUGGUCCCUGGAAGCACUUGAAGUGCAAGGAAAAUAACUUUUACAGAGUGGUCGAUUUUCACUGCCCUAGUCAGACUUUUGCAGAGCUAGGGUCGGCAAACCAAAGCCGCAUGCGGCUCUUUCGGAGCACAUUUAUUGUUUAAUUGAUAAUUUACAACAAACAUUGAUAAUUUAUGUAAACAGGCGUAAUCAACAUGAAAUGGCUCUUAAAAACUCCAGUAACUGAUGGAAUUUUCACUGUGGAUAGCUGGCUCAUAUGAGUCCGACCCUUGGCCCUAGCUAGACUAUCAUUCGAGUAACUUGUCGACAGUUAUUCAUGUGGGUGAAUCAGAAUCGAGCUAACUAAAGAAACAAGCCGAACUGUGCUAGAUACGUAUU
Molecule: messenger RNA, 5601 nt
Organism: Cydia pomonella (codling moth)
Lineage: Eukaryota; Metazoa; Arthropoda; Insecta; Lepidoptera; Tortricidae
Product: protein stum-like
Exons: 12
Coding region: 885-5117 (1410 amino acids)
Biological process (GO): proprioception; taxis; sensory perception of mechanical stimulus
Cellular component (GO): sensory dendrite
Source: RefSeq, a predicted model, not a curated record